AUGUUGUUGCGUAAGCUAGAUGGAGAGCUACGCAAAAAAUUUGAGGAUGGUAGAGAAGACAGUCAGAAAAUCCCCUCAGUAGAAGAAAUCAUGUCAUUUUUAGAAGAUGAACGUACUCAUAUGGAAGCUGCUAAUCUUUCUAGUCUAAGGAUAUCCUCUGCCCCCCACUCUAACGUCAAAUCAAACUCUGAUUAUUCUAAGGUAACUAAUAAGCCUCGUACAGUUCUGCUAUCUGCCCCCGGGUUACCUCAGAAUCCCAGGUGUGCUUUUUGUAACAAAAGUGGUCAUGUGAUCUAUAGGUGUACUGACUUUCAAGCUAUGACUCCCUCCUCUAAAUUUGAGUUCAUAAAAAAGAAACACUUCUGUUUCAAUUGUCUUGGCACAGCUCACAGCUCAAAUGAUUGUAAAUCAAAACGUUCAUGCUUUCAUUGCGGUAAGAAACACCACUCAUGGCUGCAUUUAUCAAAUCGCUCCACACCAACCAGUACGCUAACCCCCCUUCCCUCUCAGCAAGUGAAAAGGAAUGUAGUUGACACAAAUCUCUCAGUGUCAGCCUCAGAUAAGGAAAAACAUCCAGUGGUUGUGUUUUCUCAAAGUAAUGUUGUCAAGUCUUCAACAGUACUAUUAGGCACUACCCUUGUGUAUGUUAGUAACAAAGAUGGCCAUUCUCUGGUUUUAAGAGCUGUACUAGACUCUGGCUCUAUGAUUUCAUGUUUGACUGAAAAUGCAGCUAAUCUCUUGUCCUUAAAUAGAUGGCAUAAUGGACAUAGUUAUGUAGAUGGCCUCUCUUCCUCUCACAUCAGUACCAAAGGUGCUUCAAAGGUAAAUAUCUCUUCUCUCAAUGGUACAGACAUUGUGAAGAACCAUCCUGUGGUUAUAUUGGAUAGGAUAACUUCGGAUCUUCCUCAAGCUCGAAUAUCAGCAGCGUUCAAGAAUAAGUUGAAGCACCUAGUUCUAGCAGACCCUACUUUUGACCUACCAAGCUCUGUGGAUAUGUUGUUAGGAGCUGACUUGUUUUGUAGGAUUGUAACGGAGGAUCACGUGACAUUUGGAGACAACAUGCCUAUGGCAAUGAACUCUGUGUUUGGUUAUCUAAUUGUAGGACCCACUCCCCUAGAAAGAACCCCAUGUAAGGAGGGGACUUUAUCUUUACUCACAACUCAUGAAGUUGAUCUGCAUCGUUCCCUACAACGAUUUUGGCUGUUAGAAGAACCUCCGCUAAAAAUAAAACCCUCUCCUGAAGAUGAUCUAUGUGAACAGUUGUUUUUAGCUCACCAUUCCAGAGACUCUAAAGGUCGCUACACGAUCCGACUACCCUUCAGGGAGGCACCCGCUCCCCUAGGCAACUGCUCAGAAAAUGCAAAACGUAGAUUUCUUUCACUGGAAAAACGCUUGAACGCAAAUCCUGAACUAAAAACAGAUUAUGUGAAAUGUAUGAAUGAUUAUAUGGAAUCUGGUCACAUGGAGAUAGUGACCCAGGACAGACUUGAUGAAUCUCAACAUUUUUUCUUGCCCCAUCAUGCUGUAGUUAAAAAUGAAUCAUCGUCUACAAAGCUCAGAGUUGUCUUCAAUGCUAGCGCCCCCUCCUCUACAGGGAUUUCUCUCAACCAGACGUUUUUAUCUGGGCCAAAGCUGCAAAAUAAAAUUUGUGACAUUCUUAUUAAUUUCAGACUACAUCCUAUUGUAAUGUCCUGUGACAUCAAGCAAAUGUUUAGACAGAUUAAAAUGCACCCUGAAGAUCAAAACUUUCAGCUUCUCUACUGGAGGAAGGAUUCAUCGCUCCCCCUGAGUAUCUAUCGAUUAACAACUGUUGUUUUCGGCUUUGUGAGUUCCCCAUUUUUGGCAAUACGAACAUUGAAACAACUUGUCCUAGAUGAAGGUCAAAACUAUCCAUUGGCAUCCAAAGUGAUGGAAAAACAGGUUUACGUUGAUGAUUUAAUAUUUGGAGUCGACUCACCAGAUGAAGCUCGAACUACGCAGAAAGAAAUUAUUGAUCUUCUGUCAAAAGGUGGUUUUGAUUUGAGAAAGCUUGAUAUCCCGGAGAAGCCCCUUACCAAGCGAAACAUCCUCUCAGCCGUUGCUCAAAUUUUUGACCCUUGUGGAUAUCUUGCUCCUACCAUCUUCUGGACCAAAGCCCUCUUACAACUUCUUUGGACUCUAGGACUGAAAUGGGAUGAACCCAUUCCUACUGAUGUUGCAGAAAAAUGGAACAAGUUUUAUGACCAACUCCCUCAACUGAGAAAUAUUUUCAUGCCUCGAUAUGUACACCUGAAUGAUGCCGUAGAUGUACAGUUACACGGUUUCUCAGACGGUUCCGAAGCAGGUUAUACCAGUUGUCUACAUCCGAACUGUCUCAGCAGAUAA
Molecule: messenger RNA, 2364 nt
Organism: Macrosteles quadrilineatus (aster leafhopper)
Lineage: Eukaryota; Metazoa; Arthropoda; Insecta; Hemiptera; Cicadellidae
Exons: 2
Coding region: 1-2364 (787 amino acids)
Molecular function (GO): nucleic acid binding; zinc ion binding
Source: RefSeq, a predicted model, not a curated record